AUUUUCUGCUGCUGCUGCUUCUGCGGUACAAGCUGCCGCUAGUAAGUCAGAGGAAGGAGGAUCGAGAGGGAGGAGGCUUCAUUUGCAGCCAUGCUGAAUCACUGUUGCUGAUCAGAUCUGCUGGUUGGCUGCGAGAACUGAGAACAGAGCUAGGAUCUCUGGGUGCAUGCACAGUUCAGCAGCUGCCAUCCCCGCUGGGCCUCGCACAAUGGAGGGUGAAAGCAUCAAGCUGAGCUCCCAGCCCCCGAUACAGGCUGGGGAUGAUGAGAAGAACCAGAGGACUAUCACUGUCAACCCUGCCCACAUGGGGAAGGCGUUCAAGGUUAUGAAUGAACUGCGGAGUAAGCAUCUGUUGUGUGACGUGAUGAUUGUGGCAGAAGAUGUCGAGAUAGAAGCCCACCGUGUGGUCCUGGCAGCCUGCAGCCCCUACUUCUGUGCAAUGUUCACAGGUGACAUGUCUGAGAGUAAAGCCAAGAAGAUUGAAAUCAAGGAUGUGGACGGGCAGACGCUGAGUAAACUGAUAGACUACAUCUAUACGGCCGAAAUUGAGGUGACUGAAGAGAACGUCCAGGUGCUGCUCCCAGCAGCCAGCUUGCUGCAGCUCAUGGAUGUUCGGCAGAACUGCUGUGACUUCCUUCAGUCUCAGUUGCAUCCCACCAAUUGCCUGGGCAUUCGUGCAUUUGCAGAUGUGCACACCUGCACUGACCUUCUGCAGCAGGCCAAUGCUUACGCAGAGCAGCACUUUCCAGAGGUGAUGCUGGGGGAAGAAUUUCUUAGCCUAAGUCUGGACCAGGUGUGCAGCUUGAUAUCCAGUGACAAGCUGACUGUUUCCUCAGAAGAGAAGGUAUUUGAAGCUGUGAUUUCAUGGAUCAAUUAUGAGAAAGAAACCCGUUUAGAGCACAUGGCAAAGCUGAUGGAACAUGUCCGCCUCCCUCUUCUCCCAAGGGAUUACCUUGUCCAGACAGUUGAAGAAGAAGCUUUGAUAAAGAACAACAAUACCUGUAAGGACUUCCUCAUUGAAGCCAUGAAAUAUCAUCUGCUCCCUCUGGAUCAGAGGCUCCUGAUUAAGAAUCCAAGGACCAAGCCCAGGACUCCCGUCAGUCUGCCCAAGGUCAUGAUCGUGGUCGGUGGACAAGCCCCCAAGGCGAUCCGCAGUGUGGAGUGCUAUGAUUUCGAGGAGGACCGAUGGGACCAGAUUGCCGAGCUUCCCUCCAGAAGAUGCAGAGCAGGUGUGGUGUUCAUGGCUGGCCACGUGUAUGCUGUGGGCGGGUUUAAUGGCUCACUGCGUGUGCGGACAGUGGACGUGUAUGACGGUGUGAAGGACCAGUGGACGUCCAUUGCCAGCAUGCAGGAACGCCGGAGUACGCUGGGUGCAGCUGUGCUUAAUGACCUGCUCUAUGCCGUGGGGGGCUUUGAUGGCAGUACUGGCCUAGCGUCGGUGGAAGCCUACAGUUACAAGACCAACGAGUGGUUCUUCGUGGCCCCAAUGAACACGCGGCGGAGCAGUGUGGGUGUGGGUGUCGUGGAGGGAAAGCUGUAUGCUGUUGGGGGUUACGAUGGGGCUUCCCGCCAGUGCCUGAGCACCGUGGAGCAGUACAACCCUGCGACCAACGAGUGGACCUACGUGGCAGACAUGAGCACCCGCCGCAGUGGCGCAGGAGUUGGAGUCCUCAGCGGACAGCUGUACGCCACAGGCGGUCAUGAUGGGCCCUUGGUGCGGAAGAGUGUUGAGGUUUAUGAUCCUGGAACAAACACCUGGAAGCAGGUGGCAGACAUGAACAUGUGCCGGCGCAAUGCAGGGGUCUGUGCAGUGAAUGGGCUCCUGUAUGUGGUUGGAGGGGAUGAUGGAUCCUGCAACUUGGCUUCGGUGGAGUACUACAACCCUGUCACCGACAAAUGGACGCUGCUGCCAACCAACAUGAGCACGGGGCGGAGCUAUGCGGGUGUUGCUGUGAUUCACAAGCCCUUGUGACCCCAACUCCCACUGCCAGGAGGCGGGAGAUGGGAGGGGUGCUGCCUGGGACUCCAAACAGAGGGAUCACCACGCUGGAUCCCACUUGCUGGAAGAGUCUGCAGCAGAGCGAGAACUGCCCUCCUCCGACUUGGCGCAGUGGAGUCCGGAGUCAAGACUGUGAUCCACCUCCCGCACCCCUGAGGGGUUUUGGCCUCUUUCCUAAGCAGUGGGUUUCUGAUAGCUUCAGGUGGCACCUUUGGGCUUUUUUUGUUUCUACAGGGACAAUGUGUGUGUAAGAGAGAGAGUAAGUGUGUGUGUCUGUGUGAGUGUGUGUAUAUGUGAGUUUAGAACAUGGUAUUUCACUAGCUUGGGGGUGGGGUGUGACAGUCUACUGGUUUUCUGUACUACUGAUCCCUCCCUCCUCUGUGCUGAAAAUCAAAUCACAGAAACCUCUCCUCUGGAUUUGCCCCAUGGGCACCCUGAGACUACUACAGCUGCUGUCUGCUGGAAGUCCAGCUGGACAGCAAUGUCCAGAAGUGACCGGCAGGAGAAGCCGUGCUUGGACCAUGCCCACAUACUGGCCUUAACCACUGGCACUGUCUGCAGAAGAAGUGGGCAUCCUCAAAGCUGCACUGACUCCUCUGUGGUGAGAACCAGGAGCAAGGGGGCUCCCUGGUCCCUCAGCUGGGCCCUCUUCCUUGGGCUGUCCUGCAGGAAGCGCACGGGAACUGCUCAGUCUUCAGACCUACUAGUCUUUGACAUCAUAGAUUCCAGGUUUGGGAGAUUUUGUGUUUCUUCAGCUGCGAAAACUAGUUUUUCAGAGAAGCCCUGAGUAAGACACUAGGAAAAAAAUAUACAUGAAAAACAAAAGCAAAAAAAAAAAAAAAAAAAGAAAAAGAAAAAUCAAAGUGGAAAGGCUUCAGUCUCUGCCCAUAAUGGUCUCGAAGAGAAUCCUACUUCUGGAUUUUUUCAGGAUACGAAAGUCCUCAUUACCUAUGACCCAGGAGUAACUAUUCACAACAUCCUAUUUACUCUUGAAAGUGUUCUGAUUUGGAGGAUUAGUAAAGGUUAUCCUACCUCCAAACCCAAGGAUAGUUUUGUCCCUGAAUUGGAUGGGGUCACGUGUGACUCAGAUGGACUUGGAUGCCUUCAAAGGAGUUGACUGGGGCUGGUCCUUAGCACUUUGUGAUGAUGGGCCUGUCUGUCUGAGCCUGUCUUCCUGUCCUUGUGCUCUCCCCUAUCCCAGGGCCUGUGCCUUCUCUCCCACCCUCAAAACACUCCCCUCUGCCUCGCUUCCCCUGUGGGGAAGAAGAUGGUGGUAGGCCCCGGAUGUGUGACCUCUCUUGGGGGCACUUGCAUUUUAAGAGAGGAGCUGAUGAGAACUUUGCUAAUUCACAGGUAAAAAUUAUUAAUGACAACUUCAAGAAUCUGGGGGCAGGGGGAAGCAGGUAUGGGAAGGUGAACAGUCAUUUGCAUUAAAAAAAAAAAAAGAACCUUGAAGAUGUGCUGUUCCUAAAGUAGCAAGUUACUUAUAUUGGGAUUUCUGGCAUAAGGAGUGGAGGUCUUGUCUCUUGGGGGCUAGAGUUUAAACUUCCGUGGUGUAAAAGUCCACCUAAAGGGGGUCAAGGAGCUUUAUGAACUCUGAUAUUGGACUUCUGACACACCUGGUCUCCUUCCAAGCAGAUACUCUAGGAACCGGCCUUCCCCCCACCUCACCUGCCCAGUUAGAAACCCAGGAUCUUCCCAGCUAGUUGGCCACUUUGUAUUUUUACAGUAUAUUUAUCGUGCACUAAACACUGAACUCUCUUGAAGAUGAAACUUCUGAUGUUGAGCAGAUGUUAUUUCAGUGAGACAUUUGGAGUGAACUAAGGCACCCCGAAUUUUUAGUAACCUUGGGAAGAGGCUAAAUAUCCAGCUUUGAUGGACCUGGAAGAAAUCGCCAAAGGAAUCAAGGCGAGUUUUAGUUGGGUGCCCGCUCUCAGCUGGCACUGGAAGUGACUGUGGCGUCCGAGCUCUGCCUUGCUCUGGGCGGAAGCUGAUGGAAUGGGCUUUUUGUUCUGAAUGUUCUUCCUCCCUCUCUGAGGAAGGUCUGGGACAUAGCUUUGGGGUAUGUGUGUGUAUGUGUGUGUACGCUGGGGAUGAGGAUGAGGUUAGGGUCUGAUGUGUGCUGUUCACACAGCAUCUGAAUUCAGAUGAAAGGUGAGAUUUCCCCUCCCCUCCCCUACCACGUAGGAGCUGGGCUUUCACUCUUUGUGGGAGAGGCUAUUGUUUGUGUAUCAUCUUCUCAGAAGGGUCCCUUUCCCUGAAAGCUAGCCAGCUGUGUUUCCUGCUUUUGGAGUUUUGCUAUUGGUUCCACCUCACGUCUCCCUUCCAAGGAAGCACAGUCCCUGCUGGCAGUGCUGCUGAGGCCGCCAUGUUCAUUUCAUCCUCACGUGUCCUUCUCAUGGGGCCUAGAACACUGGUAUGUCAUCCCCAAAAAGCCAACUGCUCUAACUGCCCACAGAUGCCAUCAAAAACCAGAUGUCUUUUUAUCACCAGGUACUAUUCUCUCUCCACAGUGGGCACAACAGACUUAUUUUCAAGUCUGUGCUGGUCAUGUGGUAGAUGAACCCCUCAAACCCCAUUCAGGUGGCCACAACUACGUGUGAAUGCAGCCGUGCCAGUGGUGUAUCUGAAAUCUGAUUGGAGUGAUGAAAUGGAGUUGUGGCCCAAGGUUAGAAGCCGCUUAGAUGCUACUUGGAUGGAGAUUUGGGCUACAUAGAAGUCAGACUCUGAAUUCCAAAGUUAUGUCUCAUAAGUACCCAAUGGCGUCGCUCCAUCUAAAAAGUUGCAGUAUUAUGCAAAUGAAAGUGACCUCAUUUUCUGCUAUGCAAUAAGAAUACUUAAUUCUAUUUCAUGACAUACCAGUUGUAACAUCUCCUAAGAUGCUUUUUGAGCUGUCUUACUUUGAUAUCUGUUGUGUAAUGUUUGUAUA
This is a messenger RNA of Pteronotus mesoamericanus, 4928 nucleotides long. It is a transcript of the gene KLHL3, whose product is annotated as kelch like family member 3. Gene Ontology annotation, molecular function: protein binding. The record is from RefSeq and is a predicted model, not a curated record. The coding region runs from base 167 to 1972 and encodes 601 amino acids. Lineage: Eukaryota; Metazoa; Chordata; Mammalia; Chiroptera; Mormoopidae. The transcript is spliced from 15 exons.